AAUAUUGUAAUAUAAUGAUUUAAAUGUUGAAUCGGAUGUCACAAUGGUUUAUUUUAUUCUACGUAAAGCAGGCUAGAGAUUUGAUUUAAUGUAGUGUAAUUUAAAAUAUAAUACCAGGUUAGUGAGAGGCAGUUUAUGAGGAAAGUAAUAAGAACCGCCAAGCAGGAUAAACAUGCUUUUUUUCAGGUGUUAUGUGUUGGCCGCGUAACUGAGCGAUUUGGCAUGCUGAUUAACCCCCCAUUUCUUCACAGUAAAUUGGAAUACUAUUAUCGUGUUAUCUGAUGUCAGUCCUGGUGCCCAAUCUUUUCUUACCUCAUUUCCAGCACUUUUCACGAGGAGAUCCUUUGCUGCGGUUUGUGUUCGGAUUAUGCACAUGCCAACCGCAGACCUGGGGCAAAAGGCUUGAGCAAUUUUGGACACUUACACUACAGGGCAGUCAACGAAGUUGUCAGGAUGGUCAGGGCCAUAAAAGUCUGAUAUGUUAUUAUGAUAAACAAAUCAAUUAUGCAUUGCAAAAGAAAUUGUGACAAGGGAAAAGUUAUCACACUUUGCUUUGUCAAACCACUGUGUGAAAACAGUUUAGUGAAGACCUGCAGGAACCUCAGAUUUGACAUUAAUGCCCACUAAGGGCUCUCUUCGCCUCACCAUCAUUGUGAGACAUCUUCAUGCUCCACUGCUGAGGGCUGCUGUGAAAGGCCAGGACAGCUCUGGGCAUGAUGGGCGGGUUGCUGGGGUUCUCCGUAAAUAGAAACAGCCCUACGAUUCCCUCUGGAGCAGGUAGCGCGGGCAGUCAUCAGCGGAGCAUGCAGCUCAGCUGGGACUCUUUCAUGUGGAACUAUAAAGGGCCGCAGACUCCAGGAGACAAAUCUGUCCCAGCAGUCUGUGCGGAUGAUGGAAAGAGGGGGGGUUGCAGUGCAUUAACGCGUUUGCUGGGUGCGCGCUCGGACCUGCAGCAGCUGCACAAAUGCAUGUAUCUGGCAGAUGGAUCUGCAUGACUUUAUGGCCGUUAUCCUCUGGGAUAUAUCUCCGACAUACGCUUAACUGGCGCCCAGCCUCUUCUCCCCUCAAACGCUCACCUGUUAAAGCAGCCACCGUAUGUUUGAUUUACACUGCGAGAGUGAGUCAGGAGGUCCCUCCCACAGCAGGUGGUCAUGGGCGAGAGAGUAAAAUGUAACCAGAAUGGGGAACUCAUACAUGCCUCAACACAGGAAAGCUGUAAAACAGUGGGAGAGCGUUUGCCGUGCGCACUGAAAUUCAUUACCGCGUUUGGGAUAUAGAUCUCCGUGUUCGUCUAAUCCUGCGUGCGCCAGGCAUGCAGGCAUCGCCAGAUGAGAAAUGUGAAUGAGACAGGUGUCGGAUGGAUCGCCCUAAAGGUGUCAGUUUUAGAAAGAAAGUUCCAGUCGUUGGGACGAGCUGCAGAUGCAGAGGGGUGCGCAGUCCAUUUUUCCAGUUAAAAAACAGGACUUGCAGGAAGUGUACCCAAGCGGAUCUUCCUGAAAUCAUUGUUCCAGAGGGUACCAGGCCGGUGCUUUUGUACUGACAAAGGUAAAGGAGCGAAACAUAACCAUGAUUCUUCGCACCUCAGCCACCCUCCUCCUACCAACAGCCGUCGUUUAAAACUUCAUCAGCUCUGACGAAGCGCUGCUCGGGAAACAACUUUUUUAAAAAUCCUGCCCCAUCUGCUUCCCCUUCUCCCUGCUGUCAUCCCCACCACCUCUACCUCAUCCUCUACCCUGGUUUGACUCGUCUGACUAUGGCCCUCAGCUCCCUGCUCCUCCGAUGUCCCGCUGGUCACCAUAUGUUUCCCUACAGCUGAUGAUUACAUGCCCUAAUGCAUUGUUAAUGGUUGAUAAAUGAUUGGAGUGCUUGAACCGGCAGAUUUAUAUGGGCCUGUGAGAGAGAGAAAGAGAGAAAACCCGAGUGAAUGCGAGUCUCACCUUCCCAGCUUCAGCAAUCCAUCAGUUGGAGAGGAGGUGCUGAGAGUGUGACCGUUUCAUCACAUCAUGGGCGCUAGGCAGGAGGACAAGACGUCAUCCUUGUGAGAGAGGAGCGGCGAGGUGGGAACAGCAACAGUGUGAGCAAGGUCUGAGCAGGCUUUGGAGUGCGAUGGCUGGGUGCGGGCUGUCUGUGGGCUUCCUGCUGCUGGGGCUCCUCACUCUGGCCCACGGCUCCGUGUUCCUGUCCAACCAGCGCCUGAAGGCCCGCUUCCAGAGGGACCGGCGCAACAUCAGGCCCAACAUUAUCCUCAUAUUGACAGACGACCAGGACAUGGAGUUGGGUUCCAUGCAGGCCAUGAACAAGACACGCCGCAUCAUGGAGCAGGGAGGGACGCACUUCUCCAACGCCUUCGUGACCACGCCGAUGUGCUGCCCGUCGCGCUCCUCCAUGCUUACGGGGAAGUAUGUGCACAACCACAACACCUACACCAACAACGAGAACUGCUCCUCACCAUCCUGGCAGGCCCAACAUGAGCCCCGCACCUUCGGAGUCUAUCUCAAUAGCACCGGCUACCGCACAGCCUUCUUCGGGAAGUACCUGAAUGAAUACAACGGCUCCUACGUGCCUCCCGGAUGGAGAGAGUGGGUGGGGCUGGUGAAGAACUCCCGCUUCUACAACUACACCUUGUGCAGGAAUGGCGUCCGGGAGAAGCACGGCUUCAACUACCCGAAGGACUACCUCACAGACAUCAUAACCAACGACAGCAUUAACUACUUCCGCAUCUCUAAGAAAAUGUACCCUCACCGGCCCGUGAUGAUGGUGCUGAGCCACGCUGCCCCUCAUGGCCCGGAGGACUCAGCGCCGCAGUAUAGCAGUUCCUUCCCCAACGCCUCCCAGCACAUCACCCCAAGCUAUAAUUAUGCGCCGAAUCCGGACAAGCACUGGAUCAUGCGUUACACAGGUCCCAUGAAACCCAUCCACAUGGAGUUCACCAACAUGCUGCAGAGAAAGCGGCUGCAGACGCUGCUCUCUGUGGACGACUGUGUGGAGAAGGUGUAUAACAUGCUGGUAGAGACCGGGGAGCUGGACAACACUUACGUAAUCUACACCGCCGACCAUGGGUACCACAUCGGCCAGUUCGGCCUGGUCAAGGGCAAAUCCAUGCCCUACGAGUUUGACAUCCGCGUGCCUUUCUACAUCCGAGGGCCCAAUGUGGAGGCGGGAACCAUCAACCCACACAUUGUGCUGAAUAUCGACUUGGCCCCCACCAUCCUGGACAUCGCCGGCAUGGACAUCCCCCCCGACAUGGACGGCAAGUCCAUCCUGAAGCUUCUGGACACAGAGAAGCCGGUGAACAGGCUUCAGCUCAACAAGAAGGGGAAAGUAUGGCGGGACUCCUUUCUGGUGGAGAGGGGGAAGCUGUUGCACAAGCGGGACAGUGGGGCGGAGGUGGCCCAGGAGGAGAACUUCCUGCCCAAGUACCAGCGUGUGAAAGACCUCUGCCAGCGGGCGGAGUACCAGACACCUUGCGAGCAGCUGGGACAGAAGUGGCAGUGUGUGGAAGAUGCCAGCGGAAAGCUCCGGCUCUACAAGUGCAAGGGCCUGGCCGGCCUGGCGGCCUCACGCAAACCGGGUAUCGCCGGGCCACAGUACUACGCGCACGAUGCCGACCCAGACGGCUGCAGCUGCAGCGUCCCCAACUUCGGCUUGAGCCACUUCAAGAAGAAGAAGCUGCUCUCCAAGAAGAAGCUGAAGGCCAGUAAGAGCUACUUCAGGAACCGCCUGGCCCGCUCCGUGUCCUUUGAGGUGGGGGGGGAUCUCUAUGCGAUCCAGCUGGAGGACGGGUACCAGCCUGUGGGUCCCAGAAAUGUCAGUGGGGGGGGUCCAAUGACAGCCAUGCCCCGGAAUGAUGACGACGACUUCAGCGGCAUGGGCGUCACCGUGGCCCCGAAAACUGGCAAUAGCUUCAUGGUUCCUUCCUCAAUCAAGGUUACUCACAGGUGCUCUAUCCUGGCCAAUGACACUGUCAAAUGUGACGUCGGCCUAUACAAGUCACUGCAGGCAUGGAAGGACCAUAAACUUCAUAUAGAUCAUGAGAUUGAAACCCUGCAAACGAAGAUAAAGAACCUGCGUGAGGUCAGAGGUCACCUAAAGAAGGCGCGCCCUGAGGAGUGUGACUGCAGUCAGUACAUCUACCAGUCUAAAUUAAAGGGGAGGUUGAGGCACAAAGGAGGCAGCGUGCACCCAUUUAGGAAAAUGCAUGACAAGGACAAGAAGCAGUGGCUGCUGAAGGAGCAGAAGCGUCGGAAAAAGCUGCGCAAGCUGCUGAAGCGACUGCGCAACAACGACACCUGCAGCAUGCCUGGCCUCACCUGCUUCACGCACGACAACCAGCACUGGCAGACCGCCCCCUUCUGGACAAUGGGCCCAUUCUGUGCCUGCACAAGCGCCAACAACAACACAUACUGGUGUCUGCGGACCAUCAACGAGACACACAACUUCCUCUUCUGUGAGUUUGCCACGGGGUUCCUGGAGUACUUUGACCUCAACACUGACCCCUACCAGCUGAUGAAUGCCAUCAACAUGCUGGACCGGCACGUUCUGAACCAGCUGCACGUCCAGCUGAUGGAGCUACGCAGCUGCAAGGGUCACAAGCAGUGUAACCCACGCACUCGCAACCUGGAGAUUGGAGGUAAAGAGCGAAGCAGCUUUGAUGAAUACAGGCAGCUCCACCGUCGAAAGUGGCCAAAAGCGAAGAAGCCCAGCUCCAAAUCUCUAGGACAGAUCUGGGAAGGUUGGGAGGGUUAGGACCUGGGAGCCCCUCGGCCCGGACCUCCCUGGGCAGGCCAACUGGUUGGAACUUGAAACCUUGUACAAACUUGAUGAGCACACCUACGAUCUCAAAAGCAACUUCAACGUGAGCCUCGAGGACUGGACCAA
Paramormyrops kingsleyae is the source of this 4878-nucleotide messenger RNA. RefSeq names its product sulfatase 2b (gene sulf2b). Gene Ontology annotation, biological process: negative regulation of fibroblast growth factor receptor signaling pathway; positive regulation of Wnt signaling pathway; positive regulation of vascular endothelial growth factor production. NCBI's taxonomy places the organism in Eukaryota, Metazoa, Chordata, Actinopteri, Osteoglossiformes, Mormyridae. Gene Ontology annotation, molecular function: glycosaminoglycan binding; N-acetylglucosamine-6-sulfatase activity; calcium ion binding. The record is from RefSeq and is a predicted model, not a curated record. Gene Ontology annotation, cellular component: plasma membrane; cell surface; Golgi apparatus.